AUGGGAGGUUGUGCUGGCCAGGGCAAUCUCCUUCGUUAUCCUUCGGUCGUCUACAACAACUAUGGUCUUCAAUGGUUCAUACCAUAUCUCCUCGCCGUCUUCCUCAUCGCCAUCCCCGCUCUCGUUCUCGAGAUAUCCAUUGGCCAAUGCUACCGCGGAGGGUCCGUAAUUGCCUUCAACAAUAUCAACAGACGUCUCAAAGGCGUCGGCAUUGGUCCUGUCUUUGUCAGCCUUAUCGUCGUUCAGUACUUUACCGUCAACCUCGCUUGGAUCAUGAACUACUUUCGAAACUCCUUCAUCAGCCCGCUGCCUUGGGAGAACCGGAUUGAGGAUUUCUACAAUAAUGACGUUGUCGCAAAUCCAGCACCCAUCUCUGGUAGCCUUACCAAUGGAAGCAGGGAUGUUGCCUCAUACACAAGCUAUCCCGCCGUUGGCCUGAUCGGCGAGACGGUCGGAUGGAGUGCGUUUAUCUGGUUCUUGAUCUGGUUCUCCAUCUUUCGUGGCGUCGGCAUGACUGGAAGAGUGGUGUACUUUACAAUGGGACUGCCCAUCAUCACCACCAUCAUAUUUGUUGGCCGCGCUCUCUCGCUGGAAAACGCUGGCGCUGGAGUCAAGCUUCUCUGGGGCACCUGGAGAGGAGAUCAACUGGCCUCUGGAACAGUCUGGCAAACUGCUGUCGGACAAGUCUUUUUCUCCACUGGAAUCGGGUUUGGAUACUUUACUUCUUAUGCCUCGUAUAACCAGAAACACUCGAAUGCCGUCAUGGAUGCCGUUCUCAUCUGCGGCAGCAACGUGCUCUUCGAAAACUUUGCCGCCUUUGCCAUCUUUGGCGUUGUUGGUUUCCUUCGUCGUUGGCCAUCUCCUGAUGAGCGGUUGGGUGCAUUUGUCGUUGGCUUUCUCACUUUGCCUGAGGCGGUGCUUCAGAUGCCUGGAGCGAAUUUUUGGGCUGUGCUGCUAUUUUUGACACUCAUUGUGUUGGGCUUUAGCUCGGCAUUUGUUAUGUUGGAUGUUGUGGCUACACUGCUUGUGGAUUCGGGGGUGAGGUACUCGCGUCCUGUCAUCGUGAGUGCGCUUACACUCGUCUCGUUUUUGAUGUGUUUGCCUUAUUGCACGGAGUUUGGCUACUAUCUCCUCGACGGGGUCGACAGGUGGAUCAACAACAUCGCUCUCAUCUUUGUCGUUUUCUCCGAGGUCGUCAGUGCUACGACUGUUUAUCGCUGGAACGAUGUUACUGGGCAAGUCGGCAUGCCUGCUUUUGUUGUCUACAACCUCGGAUACUUUGGAGGCUUGCUGAUUGGCAUUUCCGUCGCGCAUCGAGUGGAAAGCGCAGCUAUUGGCGCUGGCGCUGGCUUCGGCUUCUUUGCUGCAUGCACCAUUCUCGCUGGUGUCAUCGCAAAGUCUCCAUCACCGAAAAAUACUGCCAUGUUGUCGAGAAUCAGAAGUCAACUUGUCCAAUUGUGGUACUUGGCAUUCUACUCUGGCAACCAACUUCGCCGCGACCUCAAUCUCAUCGUCGGCAGCGGCAAUAACUGGAAAAUCCCCGCCUUUAUGCCUGUCCUUCUCCGCUAUGUUUCUGGCCCUGUCCUGGCUAUCAUCUUCAGCUUUGCGUUUCCGGAGUUUCAUUCGCUGAGAUAUGAUCCUAUGAUGAUUGCGGGCUUUGUUCUUUCGGUUGUUGGUAUGAUUGCGGUCUUGUUGGGAUUCGUCACGCCUAGGUAUUAUGAUGGGUUUGUCCCGGUGGAGAGGAGGGAUGAGGGGAGGAAGGAGACUUUGCUCGAUCAGCCGAUGGAGCAGGUUGAUGCGGUCUCGGUGGUGAGUGAGGAUGGUGGAGAGAGUGGUGGGGGGGAGAAGAGGGGUGUGGAGGAUGGUGGAGUGAUGGAGUCGAUGGCACAGAGGGUGAAGUGA
This is a messenger RNA of Aureobasidium vineae, 1902 nucleotides long. The record is from the annotation of a GenBank genome assembly. Lineage: Eukaryota; Fungi; Ascomycota; Dothideomycetes; Dothideales; Saccotheciaceae.